GGAGGGGCGCGGCAAGGAACAUUAAGAACCCUCUCUGGCCCAAGUUAAACACAAGCGGAUAGAAACGCUACUGUCAUAAACGAGCCGCACUUUUCUUUUCUCAGGAAAGUGUCAAAGAGUGAAACUGUGUGUGACUGAGACAAAGCCAACAGAGCGACUGUUGUUCCUAGGAAUCCCCAGAGAAGGAGGGGAGAGAGGGGAGGAGAUGGAGGGCUCUGGCAGAGAGGGGGCAGAGGGGACACAUCAGCUCCACCUCUAGUCAGACACUGAGAUGAUGCACAGCGGGCUCCACAUUCAGCAACUUCAUCCCUUGCUUGUAACUCUGAGCCCGAGUCUUAUUGGGGAGACGGGGCUCCUUGCGGGCAGAGAAGCGCCCUUUUACUCACUCGCAUAGAGAACUCAUUGUGACCGGCUUAUCUGGGGGAUUUCACUAAGGAGGGGACUGAGUUUGGCUUCAGCCUCCUGAAACCGGGGAAAGAAGAAGCAGCAUGUGGAUUGCCCUGCCGGUUAGGAGAGCCGCACGUACCACAGGACCCUGAGCUGGCGCAGUCGGGAAGGAGAAGCCCAGGGGCGUUCGUGGAUACUCAGCCUCACUCAUGACUGCAUUACACGGACCCUAGAAAUCUGUCCCUCUCAGGGUGCCAGAGAUUCCAUGAAAAAUACAGAUACAACAGACCCUUCAGAAACAGAACAAGAUAAACACAGACCGUGUGCUCAAGGAAAAAGGAAGCCUGAAACAAUGCCUAGGUUGUAGCUUCUCCAUGAAGGGGGCAGGAAGUUCUCCCCCGCACUAGAAAGGAAGGAACAAGCCAUUGAAGUUUUCUCUUUGCCAUGGAUAAAAUACCAAACCUGCCUAUGGAUUUUAGAGAUAUUUUGAGAACUCUCAGGAUGAAGGCCAAAUAUGCACUGUUCUUGGGUUUUGUGGUGGUUCUGGUCAUUAUCGAGAAAGAAAACAAGAUCAUCUCAAAGGUGUCAGACAAACUUAAUUUGAAGCAAAUCCCACAGAACAUCUUUGAAGCUAACAGUACAGAGAAUGAUGUCUACUUAGAGAAUGGUUCUCUCAUGUCACUCAAUGAGCUGGACUCAGCCUUUUCACAGUUCAGGAACAAAUUAGCGAAUGUCACUCUGCAAUAUGGGGGAAAACAGCCAUUUCCUGAAGAUAUUACAAAAAGUCCUCGUCGACAUAUUCUCCUCAUGGCCACCACACGUACUGGUUCUUCUUUUGUAGGGGAAUUCUUUAAUCAGCAGGAAAAUAUCUUCUACUUGUUUGAACCUCUCUGGCACAUUGAAAGAACUGUAUCUUUUGAAUCUGUUGGUGCCAAUGCUGUGGGUUCAGCAAUUGUCUACAGAGAUGUCCUUAAGCAACUUUUCCUAUGUGAUCUACAUAUUCUGGAGAACUUUAUCUCACCACCCCCUGAAAAUCACCUUACAAGAUUCAUGUUUCGUAGAGGUUCUAGCAAAUCAUUAUGUGAAGACCCUGUAUGUACCCCAUUUGUAAAAAAGGUCUUUGAGAGGUACCACUGCAAAAAUCGCAGAUGUGGCCCCCUGAACAUGACACUAGCUAUGGAAGCCUGCUUAAAUAAAGAGCACGUGGCUGUUAAAGCAGUGCGCAUUCGCCAGCUGGAAUAUUUACGCACUUUAGUUGAAGACCCACGUUUGGAUAUGAGGAUUAUCCAGCUGGUACGGGAUCCAAGAGCUGUGCUAGCUUCACGCAUGGUAGCUUUUUCAGGCAAGUAUGAGUCAUGGAAAAAAUGGGCCUUGGAGGGUGCAGCUCCAAUACCUGAUGAAGAAGUCCAAAAGUUAAAGGGCAACUGUGAAAGCAUCCGUAUGUCUGCUGAGCUAGGUUUAAAGCAACCAGAUUGGCUUCGUGGAAGGUACAUGCUGAUACGUUAUGAAGAUAUUGCAAGGUCCCCGCUUCAAAAGGCCAAAGAGAUGUACAAAUUUGCUGGCAUUUCAAUUACUCCGCAGGUGGAGCAAUGGAUCAUCAAAAACACACAAGCGUCCCAAGAUAGCAAUGGCAUAUAUUCUACACAAAAGAACUCUUCAGAACAGUUUGAGAAAUGGCGGUUCAGUAUACCCUUCAAACUGGCUCAGGUGGUCCAAGAUGUUUGUAAGCCAGCUAUGAAGUUGUUUGGUUAUAAACUGGCCAAUGAUUUAGAGACACUUACAAACCGUUCCAUCAGUUUGUUAGAAGAAAGGGUUAAUUUUUGGGUGACGUAAUGUUCCAUUUAAUUAUUUAUAUUUCGCUUUUCUAUCAAGUCCUCAAAACAAAGAUGGGAAAAGAGCUGAUUUGCACCUGCUGAGCCACAAAGUCCCAUCUUUGAAGCCUAUAUGCAUUUUCCAGUGAAUUGUUUCCUAAAUUAGGAAGCUUUUUUCUAUAACUGCAGUGACUAAGAAGAUGCUCAAGGCUGAUUCUUUAGAUUGGCUUUAAAAUUGGAUGAAUCCUGCUGAUGUAUAGAAACUGCCUACUUAGAUCCAGCAACUAAAUGAAGGCUAGUGUGAGAGAAAGAAAGCUGGCUUCUUUUUUUAACAAAGCAUCUUCCCAGCAUAUUCAAUGUUCUCAAGCUGAAUGGUUGAUCUCUGCACUAAAAAUACGCCCAAAGAGAUUUUAAAACAUAUGCACAAUGUGACUUUAAUUCUGAAGCAGCUUUACAAUUGCUAUGUAUUUUUUAAUACUAACUAUAGUGUUACAUUUUAGGAUGGCUGUUUCCUAAAAAAAAAUACAUAUUUUCUCACAUUGGACAUUACCGAGCGUGUUGAGGUCUAAACCUAUUUUCUAUAUGAAACUAUGAAUAUGUUUUAGACAUUUAAAUGCAGUGCAUUUGAUCAAGAGAGCGCUUGUGCACUCAAACUCCCUGCCGCACUUGAAAAAAAAAAUACCUUGCAGUAGACAUUAUAGUGCAGCACAAGGAGAUUAAUACAAUGUUUUUGCUAUUUAAUUUGUUCUGUUUCCAGAUGGGUGCAGAACCAGCUAAGGCUCUGCAUAAGUAAACAAUUCAUGUUCCAAAACAGAGAGAGCCUUUUCCCCCCCUUUACCACCACCUGUUUCUCACUCCAAGUUAUUCUAACACUCCAUAAAGUCUAAGCAGACCUCUCACCUGUUGUCUCUGUUGUGUAAGACUAUAAAUAGAUAAUGAAAACUUUUCAGAAAGGCUGCUGCUUGGGCAGCGUCGGGUACUGAUGGCAGAAAGCUUAGCCCAAACAUUGCAAAUUGGUUUCUUAAAAUAGUUAACUUGUCAUAUUUUACCAGUGAUUAAAGGGUCUUUUUGAAAUCAUACCAAGGUAGCAAUGAUCAUCUUGAACCCACAAUGAACUAGCCACAGGGGUGGGAGUUAGCUGCAUUUGUGUCAUCUAUAAGGCUUAAAUAAAGGCCCUAUGUGUCUUUCACAUAGAAUCUAGCCUAAGAACCAUUACCUAGUAAACAUCUUAUACUCCAUUUUCCAUUUUAAUGCUUUGUUACCUGCCUCCAUCUCUCUCACUCUAUCUUGCUGCAUGCAUGUUCUUUCCAUCAGUUUUGUGUAAAUCUUUUCCUUUCCUGUCAACUGUGCAUAAAAGAAUCAGCAGUCAAUUUCUGCCAUCUUGACAACUGUAAACAUCUGGAUUUUCUGCAUCAGAGCAUAAUAUAAAAUAUGAGCAAACUGCCUGUGCCCAAACUCACUUCUUCCUAGUCAGAGAUAAUUUGUGAUUGUUAAAAUGGCUAUACACCUUCAGAUAUGCUCUUUUGGCUAGGUCAAAAUUAGCAUAUUUAUUCUCAAUUUGGCAACCAAAACAAUUAGAUCAAUGGCGGCCCACCCAGCGAGCGCUACAUUAAUGCGCUGAUGAUAUUAUCGCCCGACAGGAUGUCUUAAUCUGCUUAAUAGGUAUCUGCUUGAUUUUCAGUUAGAUAUUGGUUAUGUAGGAUGUCCGAAGCCCCCCCAUACAUAGACCAAUAUGCUGUCUGCUUUUAUCAUCCCAUUUAUACCAAGCUUAAUAUUACAUAAAUUCCCACUGAUACUGCAGUAUACUAUGGGAAGAAUGUAAACUGCAGUAUACUAUGGGAAGAAUGUAAUUGAAAAUCACAAGCAUUAUUUAAAAUGUCAUCUUUUGCCAAUGUUUAGCACUGCUCACAUUGUAAAAUCAGUUGCUGGUCGAAUAUUACAUUGUGUAUUUUGGCUAAGCAAAAGUUUAGCACAAAAAGAUUUUGCGAUUAGAACAUUUUAUUACAUCCACUGCAAACGUUCGCAAAAACUAUUUGCUUGUAAACUUUGCGAUCAAAUAGUCAUUGAGGUCUUUUAAUCAGUCAAAAAUUAUGCAAACAUGGUUGCCAACAUUCAGAAUUGCCUUUGUGCAGGGUUUUUUUGUGCUAGCAAACAUAUUACAUCCCCCCUUAAGUAUACUGCAGACCAAGCUAUGAAUUAAUAUCAUGUCUUACCUUUUAUCAAUGGUAUCUUUUUAGUCACAAAGUAAAAUUUUUUAUAUAAAUGGUAAUAAGCAGUGUCACAGAACAUAGUAGUUUAUUUUCAAGUAGUUCAAGUUUCAAACAACUAAAAUGUUCUGAAAACUUACUAUGGUCAUCAUUGUAUCUAUCCAGUAAAAGGUAUCACCCAAUCCACAGGAUCCACACUUGUGCCCUUACACAUACCUAUGCUAAAAGCAGGUAUUUUCCAGAUAGGGACCACCUUCCUAAGCAACUCCAAACCAUUUAAACUUUAAUAAUACAGAAUGAAAUUGUUUUGCUAUCAGCAUGGAUUUAUGCUAAUUUAGUUAAUAUCAAAUUAUAGGUAUAGAAUCCAGAAAGCUCCAAAUUACAGGAAGGCCAUCUCCCAUAGACUCCAUUUUAAUAACAAUUUUUUUUUUAUUAUUUCCUAUUUUAUCUAUAAUAAAGACAGUACCUUGUACUUGAUCUCAAGUAA
Molecule: messenger RNA, 4892 nt
Organism: Xenopus laevis (African clawed frog)
Lineage: Eukaryota; Metazoa; Chordata; Amphibia; Anura; Pipidae
Gene: chst3.L
Product: carbohydrate (chondroitin 6) sulfotransferase 3 L homeolog
Exons: 5
Coding region: 832-2220 (462 amino acids)
Biological process (GO): N-acetylglucosamine metabolic process; sulfur compound metabolic process; carbohydrate metabolic process
Cellular component (GO): Golgi membrane
Molecular function (GO): chondroitin 6-sulfotransferase activity; sulfotransferase activity; N-acetylglucosamine 6-O-sulfotransferase activity
Source: RefSeq, a predicted model, not a curated record